CGUGCAGUGACGUCAUAAUAGUUGCGCUCGCUACAGCUCGCCGGUCGUUUGAGAGAAGAUUGAGGCGUUUUUGUGAGUUCUUCAUUAUAGGUCUAAUGGAAAUGAAAGAGGAAGGUCAAGAACAAAAUGAAAUGAAGGAUGAACAUCAGCACCAACAUUUUACAAGUCAAGAAAAUCGCUUACAGACUGAUGAGGAUUCAUCUCAGGGAAGAGCAGAAGCCCAAAUUUUUGCACGCCAUCUUCAUGGUCUAAUGGAAAUAAAAGAGGAAGGUCUAGAACAAAAUGAAAUGAAGGAUGGACAUCAGCACCAACAUUUUUCAAGUCAAGAAAAUCGCUUACAGCCUGAUGAGGAUUCAUCUCAGGGAAGAGCAGAAGCUCAAAUUUUUGCAUGUCAUCUUUAUGGUCUAAUGGAAAUGAAAGAGGAAGGUCAAGAACAAAAUGAAAUGAAGGAUGAACAUCAGCACCAACAUUUUACAAGUCAAGAAAAUCGCUUACAGACCAAUGAGGAUUCAUCUCAGGGAAGAGCAGAAGCCCAAAUUUUUGCAUGCCAUCUUUAUGGUCUAAUGGAAAUGAAAGAGGAAGGUCACGAACAAAAUGAAAUGAAGGAUGAACAUCAGCACCAACAUUUUACAAGUCAAGAAAAUCGCUUACAGACUGAUGAGGAUUCAUCUCAGGGAAGAGCAGAAGCCCAAAUUUUUGCAUGCCAUCUUUAUGGUCUAAUGGGAAUGACAGAGGAAGGUCAACAACCGAUGGAGAAUGAACAACAGCACCACCAUUUCAUAAAUCAAGAAAAGUGCUCACAGAUGGACGAGGGUUCAGCUGAAGAAAGAACAGACGCCAAAAUCUCUUUUGCAUGCAGUCUUCAUGAUGAGACUCUUUCACAAAAAGGACAUUUAAAUGUUGACUUAAAGACUCACACAGGAGAAAUGCAAAACACCUUUCCUCAAUGUGAGAAGACUUGCAGAAGUAAAAGCCACCCUGAGGAUCAUUUAGUAAAUCACACUGGUGAGAGGACCUUUGCGUGCCCCCAGUCUGAAAAGACUUACAAACUAAAAGGAGAUCUUAAGAAAAAUUUAAUAAUUCACACAGAUGACGGUCUCUUCACUUGCCCAAAAUGUAGAAAGAUCUACAGACAAAAAAGACAUCUUGAGAAACAUUUAUUAAGUCACACUGGUGAGAGACCCUUUGCAUGCCCUCAGUGUGAUAAGUGUUUUGAACGAAAAAGAAAUCUUACUGUCCACUUAAAGACUCACACUGGAGAAAAGCCCUACAGCUGCCCUCAGUGUGACAAGUGUUUUAAUCGAGAAAAACAUCUUAAUGUUCACAUGAAGACUCACUCUACUGAAAGGCCACACGCCUGUCCUCAAUGUGGAAAGACCUUCAGACAAAAAAGGCACGUUAGGGAUCAUUUAGUGAUUCACACCGGUGAGAAGACCUUCACCUGCCCUCAGUGUCAUAAGAGUUUUUUACGAAAAAGUAAUCUUUAUGUUCACUUAAAGACGCACAUUGAAGAAAGGCCCUUCACAUGCCCUCAUUGUGGAAAGACCUACAGAAAUACUGGGGACCUAAAGGAUCAUUUAUUUACUCACAGUGUUGAGAAGCCCUUCAUCUGCCCUCAGUGUGAUAAAGGUUUUUUACGAAAAAAUUUGUUUAAUCUUCACAUAAAGACUCACACUGAAGAAAGGCCAUAUGCAUGUCCUCAUUGUGAAAAGACCUACAGAAAUACUAGGCACCUUAAGGAACAUUUAGUUACUCACACUGGUGAGUGGCCCUUCAUCUGCCCUCAGUGUGAUAAGGGUUUUAAACGAAAAUAUCGUCUUAAUGUUCACUUAAAGACUCACACUGAAGAAAAGACAAACACGCGUGAAACGUCCCUGAAACAACAUAAAAUACGUCUCACUGACCACAAGCCUUUCUCUUGCCCUCAGUGUGGAAAAAAAUUUUCAAUCAGAAGAACCCUCAAUGUUCACAUGAGGAGUCACAGUGGUGAUGGGCUUUACACCUGUCCUCAAUGUGAAAAGCGUUUCACAACAAAACCAAAUCUUGUAAAUCACAUACGAGUUCACACUGGAGAGAAACCUUUCAGGUGCCCUCAGUGUGACAAGAGUUUUACACAACGUGGACAUCUUCAGUAUCACAUACGAAUUCAUACAGGUGAGAAGCCUUACUCAUGCCAUCUGUGUGAUAAGCGUUUCACACAUUCACAACGUUUCAAAAAGCAUCUGCUGUCUGACCAUAAUGGAGAAAACCCCUAAAAGUGUUCACAUUGUUUAAAGAGUUUUAUUGAGUCUGUGACGCUGAUCAAACACAAGUGACUGUAUACUGGAGAGAAGCUGCACCGCUGUCAUUCAUGUUGGAGAAGUUUCAGACGAUCACACAGCUGCAGACUCGCAGAGAAAAGAGCUGACUGAGUGAACAGAAAUCAACUUCAGUCUUCAGGUCCAAGCACAUGAUGUGAAAUACAGUUGAACUUUAUGACUGAAUUACUCCAAAUAUAUAAUAUAUAUUUUUUUUAUUUGCUGAAAUUUGAUAGCUAAACAUACAGUUGCCCUGGAGGUCUUAACUAGAUUUAGAUACUUUUCAGUUAACCCUUAUACUAGGUCUUGGGUCAAUUUGAUUCAUUUUGAUUUUUAAAGCAACACUAAAGAGUUUUUAUUACCUUAAAAUAACGUUUCCAAAAAAGUUUUAGUCAUUCAUCCACUCGAAACAGGGUGAACGGCACUUUCACGUUCGCUUUGCAGCCCUCUAUCGGCCAAAACCGCACUAAAGAAGUUUCCAACCGUCCAACCGUCGGGGUAGUUCGAGUGAAAACUACAAAAACUUGCUUUAAGGCAGACCUACAAUCCAAUCAGAACCAGCUUUGCUGCAGUAGGCUAAAUUAUUUACAACAGUGUUAAUGGACAAUUCCGCUUCCAACCUGUAGGGGGAGCAAAGAGCAAAAACUCCUUAGUGUUGCUUUAAGCAGUCAGAAAAAAACACUUUUUUCUGUGAUUUUAUUUUGUGACUUUCUAAUUUAUUGCCGUGAGCAUGCAUGCAAAUUUAGGAUAUGCAGAUGUUUUGAAGUGUACACAAAUUAUUUUGUAAUGAUUUUGAUGUUUGCGGGUAAAUUUGAACCAGAAAUUUUUGUUUCAGAACAACUGUACAGACCCAAAUUAAAUAUAUGUUUUCAGUGUAUAUUUCUAUAUUUGGUGUUUUAUUAUCCUGAAAUGGGGUUAAAAUGCUUCUCCUCACUCUUUUGAGUACUGAAAAAGACUUUUACAGAUGGGCCAUUCUACAGAAACGUCCACUUUUGGUACGACAAGAUGUCUUAAAAUUGAUUUCUUUUUCUAACAUUUAAACUUAGAUUACUCUUUGACUUUAUGAGUACACAUAAAUGACAGCUUAAUAUUUUUUUAUUUUUUGUGUGCAUGUACUUAAAGUACAUGCAUACAUACACCAUUUUUUUGUCCCUGGUGUCACAUUUAGCAAUAUUAAAGGUGUUUAUGAAAUAUUGUUUUUAAUUUGUUUCAGCUUUAAAGCUUAAUUCUUAAGUGUGGCAGAAUUCAAUGAAUUUAAAAUUGUCAUCAUCACAUGUGACAGAUUUUAUUUAAUGUAAAAGAAAAAAAACAGUAACACCAGUGGACACAACAAAUCACCAGUCACGGGUGUUACUGAUCUUUACUGGUGUUACCCAUAAGGAAGGUAACACCAGUGACAAUUUUUAUGAAAACUGCAUUUUACAAAAUUACUGCUGCAAAGUAUCAAACCACAUGUUAUCAAUCAUUGUAUACUCACUAAAUUAAGUAGUUUAAUCCAUUUGUAUUAUAGUUUCUUGUUUCUAAUUCCCAAACAAUAAAGGAGGUCAUACCAGUGACUUAAACUAAAAGCAUCAUAUGAAAUCAUGAGAUAAAUGAGAAGAUUUCUGAUAACUGAAAAGAGAUGGACUUACCAUAAGCUUCUCUUCAUAGAUCUCCAGGAAAGUGAAAGAAGGAAGUCAAGUGAUGUCGUCAGUGUGAUUUUUAUUUAAAAGUAAGAGCUUUUUUGUUAAACUGUAACACCAAUCACACAACUCCAGGGUACCACUACUUUCAUUAUAUAUUUUAUAAUAUUUAUUUAGCUUUUUUUUUAUUUUAUUGUAAUUUACAUCAUAUAUUUGAUAGUUAUGGACACAUUGUAUUUUAAGUGGAAGAAAACACUGUUUUUGAUCUCAGAAUAAAGCACUUUCCCUCUCUACAUGACUGUGGGGACGAGCACUUCUGUGGUGCUUGGAAUUCUAAUUAAUUAAUAAAAAUCAAAUAUUGCUACAUUGAUGGCUCAAGAAGGUGUAAUUGUUCAAAUAACAUAUUGUUUCAUUUUAAAAUUUUGAGGGAAAAAAAUGUAACCCUAAAGUGUUUUUCAAGUGUAAUAUUUCUGUAAAGGCUAGGGACAGAAAAAUGUACAUUUCCAUAGAAUGAGACACAGAUGGUAAAAGUGAGCUAUCAUUUCUAUUUACAAUAUAUGUGAAAUACCACUUCAGUUAUGUUUUUCUUCCAGACAUUUUGUCACUUUUUCUCAUUUAGGGCCAUGAACAUGUAUGCAGAGUAAGGAUACACUGAUGUGUUGUGUAGUUUUGUAGGAUACACUGAAGUGUUUUUAACACAAAUAUGAAAUUAAGAUUUUUAUGUUUGUGGGUCAAUUUGACCAAUAUUUUUUUGUUCCAAGGCAACUGUAUAGACACAAAUUAAAUACAUUUAUUGCAUAUAUGUUGAUGUUUUAUUACCCUGGAAAGGGAAAGUGAGCUUUUGCUCACUAUUUUCAGUACUGAUAAAGACUUCCUCAGACACAGAAAAGUAAAAGUGAGCUAUCAUUUCUAUUUUUAAUGCAUAUGAAAUACUUCGUAAAGCAGAUUAAUUCAGACCCACAGAAAAUCCAGAGGUGAACACAGUUGAUGCCAGUUGUGCCCCACAAAACAUGACACCAAAACAAAAUUUGUUAAAAAUGCAAGUAGGCAGAAAGCAUAUGCUUGAUGUGUGCACAUCAUGUAAACAGUUUUUUCUUGUUCAAUGAGCCUCAAGAACAAAAGGUGAGCCUGUUUAGCAAAAGAAAAGCUUAAUUUCAUUGCACGGCAAUGUUAAAUUGUUUAUUUAGAAUGUUUUAAACAUAUGUAU
Misgurnus anguillicaudatus (oriental weatherfish) is the source of this 5126-nucleotide messenger RNA. Lineage: Eukaryota; Metazoa; Chordata; Actinopteri; Cypriniformes; Cobitidae. The record is from RefSeq and is a predicted model, not a curated record.